AUGAAACUGUCACCUCUAGGUGCUGGAAAUUGCCAAUUCGUCUACAGGAUCUCCCAGGAGUCAUGGAGAUCUACAGACGACGAUGCCGUCCCCUGGAACCACUGCAGUGUACUUAAGCUGCCACGCAAGGCAGACUCGGCCUUGCAAAUACGGCGGAUGCUGUAUCAUGAUCAAUUCUGCUUAUUUAUGCAGGAAGGGUGCGGCAAUGUGGCCGAGUCAUGCACGCCAAAGCGUGUUUGCUGUCUCAUCGACCGAACGGUCGCCAAACGGCUGCGCGCUCAUCUCUCACAGCUGCUGGACAGCAACAAGUGCUGCAGAUGUGCCGAAAACAGGCGAUGCGGUACUUCAGACGGUUUGAAGCAUGCCCGGCACGUGUGUGCCAACAAGUGCCAAGUAAACGUCUUCAACGGCAAUGUAGUCUAUAAGAAACGCAUAUACCACAUAAAGGAGCUCGCGCUCAAGACGUCAGUCGAAGUGGACCCAGCCUCCAUACGAGUGCUGAAUAGCAAUGAUGCCGUCUUCGACACAGGUAAAUACGAAGUGGCCAUCCUCGAGGAGGACCUGUUUUAUCUGGAUGUCUGCCUCUCCCUAGGCAGCACCCUGAUACAGACGGCCAUGAGUGGCUAUAGCAAUAUAUCAGUCGAAAUGAAGCCAAAAUGUGGGAUGUUAAACUUCAACGGGAUGCCCAGCCUGUUCCAAUUAUGCCAGCCGUACAAGGCUCGCAUCAGGUACCAGAAUAUCGUGCCCACACAGACGACAGUGAAGAGUGGUCUGAAGUCAGGAAGGGAUAGAAAUAGGCCUGCGACUUCGAUGUAUUCGCCCAUAAAGUUCUUCAGAAUGAAGCUUGAGGAUGUCACCAGGGAGCUGCAACUGUUGGCACUGGCGCCACAAAAUAACAUACGCGUCUUCGUCGACAGCGUCGAGGUCGAUCCGGCAAUUUUGUUGACGAACCGCCACGCGCUGGAAAGCGUUGCGCGAUGUUUGGUGGAAAAUAAACUAACGAUGGCGAGAAUACUCAAGCUGCAAGCGCUGGCAUCAGGACAGCAGUUUGUGGCGAAUGUCAUAUAUUCCCUCAGAGACUUGGUGGCACGCCUGGGAGGAAACAAGAAUGAGGUGAAGCGCAGAUAUGGGGACGGAAUAAAAGCCAGCACUAUCACAAAUAAUCUUAUGCUCACGUCAAAGGAGCUCCUAGAAAGUAUAUUUUCCAACCACGACAGCGCCUACAAGAUCCAGAAGAUGUUUAACCUUAUCGGACGCAAGCUUAUAUGCUCAUUGUGCAACAUGUUAAGGGUGUUGCUAUUAAAAUCGCACGCUGCAAUCCACUCUUCACGUAGAAAUCUCUCUGUUGACAGAGUGGGUGUGGCAAAAUGCAGAAUAGGCAACGUGUCCUACCCAACCGACGUUCACAAAUUGAACCGAUCUCUUGCGGUGCACUCGCAAGGCAAACUUUUCAAGCGACACAGUUGCAAGGACCAAGCAGUUCCUUUGGUGACCUUCAACGAGCUAGAAUGCAUGCUGCGAACCAUUAAUCGCUCAACAAAUCCAGUAGCCACGUCAGGCUACAUUCAUAUCGCAAACCAUCGAAAUCACAAGGUGCAGGGAACUGAAGAGUGCAGCCGCACCGUAUCCAAACAUAAAGGAGUUACUGGGGAGACCAAAGUAGACGCCCCAUUGGCCAGGAAGUGCGCCAUGCUGCUUGAAGCAGCCGAACGGUGGAUUGAAUUGUACCUCGGCGGUAGAACUUCAAUGGACCUGUCAGUCGUACUCAAUGUGUUGUUUCAGAGUAAUGGGGGAACGGACGGAAAGGGACCAAAUUUCUACAGGUUCUCCCUCAUUGACCUGGACUUAAAACCCGCGCAUCGCAUUCCCCGUUGGAAGGAAGACAUAUGCUAUUUAAUUGGCAUGUGA
Messenger RNA from Babesia ovata, 1908 nucleotides. Its product is annotated as inositol-pentakisphosphate 2-kinase-like protein. Gene Ontology annotation, cellular component: nucleus. Bases 1 to 1908 code for a protein of 635 amino acids. The transcript has 2 exons. Gene Ontology annotation, biological process: inositol phosphate biosynthetic process. Gene Ontology annotation, molecular function: inositol-1,3,4,5,6-pentakisphosphate 2-kinase activity; ATP binding. NCBI's taxonomy places the organism in Eukaryota, Apicomplexa, Aconoidasida, Piroplasmida, Babesiidae. The record is from RefSeq and is a predicted model, not a curated record.